Molecule: messenger RNA, 3834 nt
Organism: Anopheles coustani
Lineage: Eukaryota; Metazoa; Arthropoda; Insecta; Diptera; Culicidae
Product: E3 ubiquitin-protein ligase MARCHF6
Exons: 3
Coding region: 629-3760 (1043 amino acids)
Cellular component (GO): endoplasmic reticulum membrane
Molecular function (GO): zinc ion binding
Source: RefSeq, a predicted model, not a curated record
CAACAUUUCGAAACAUUCGUGUCCGUGAAGGACGAUCAAAAAUUAAAACAUUAUCGUGCAUGUUUCUAAGCCACACCAAGAGCAGUUCAUAACAGAGUAAUCAUUUGUUUAAACAUCAGAUCUACGGCAGCGCAUCAGCAUUCUCAUCACCUCCGAGAGGGGAUGAAAAAGUAAUGUAGGGACUUUGUUUUUGCGUAGAUAGAGAACAGGAAACAUAUUCCGUAGUGGACUUUAGUAAGCUAAAAACCUCACCACAAUAUCAAGCUUGUGUAGCAGGGGAAAUUUGCGUGAAGGUCGCAUGGAGUAAGCUAACAGAAAGCGGCUGUUGUAACAACAACCUGGUUGAUUGGGCAAUUUGAGCGAACUCGAAACCGUGCGGUUUUUUGUGGCUGCUGUUGUCCGUCUGGUUCAAUAACGAGGCUAGAUAGUGCGAAUCCGUACCAGAACGAUGCUGGCACCGUUACGGGUCGGUCCGUGCUGUACCAAGCAAGCAUCCGCCGAACGAAGUCGCCCCGUACGGCAGUAAAGUGUUUUCGCACCGGAUCCGAUAGCGAACUGGAAGCCGAAACUACCAACGAAGGGUGAGCAUACCCACACUCAGCACACAUAUUGUAGAUCGCACCGCAAGAUGGAGGGCGACAUCUGCCGGGUGUGCCGCUGCGAGGCGCAAUCGGAUCGGCCCCUGUUCCAUCCUUGCAUCUGCACCGGUAGCAUCAAGUGGAUCCAUCAGGACUGUCUUAUGCAAUGGAUGCGCUACUCGCGCAAGGAGUACUGCGAGCUGUGCGGCCAUCGGUUCUCCUUCACGCCAAUCUACUCGCCCGACAUGCCCCGGGUACUGCCCCUGAAGUACGUCGCCAAGGGGUUGCUGAGUUCCGUCGGGACGGCCGUCAAGUACUGGAUCCACUACACGCUCGUGGCGGUCGCAUGGCUCGGCGUCGUGCCACUAACAUCGUAUCGCACCUAUCGGUUCCUCUUUUCCGGCUCGAUCGAGAUGUUCCUCACGCUGCCAAUCGAAAUGUUCUCGACCGAGAACAUCACGAUAGACGUGUUUCGGGGCUGCUUCGUGGUGACCUGCACCUUGUUUACCUUUAUCGGGCUAGUGUGGUUACGUGAGCAGAUCAUCCACGGUGGGGGACCCGAGUGGCUCGAACGAGACGAUGAGCAGGCACCGGAGGCGGCCGCCGCCGCUGCUGGCAAUGGACCGGCGAACGUACGCCAGCCGGAAGCGGGUGCGAAUGAGAAUGAGGCCGAAGCAAACAACAACAACAACAACAACAACAACAAUGACGAUAACAACAACGAGGAGGAGCAUAAUAAUAACAACAAUAACAAUUUUCUUGAUAAUAAUCUGCUCAACAACCGCGCCGAUGGUCCAAUCCUGCACGGACAGGAAGGACCCGAACAGCGCGAAGCGCCAGCGAUGGCAGAAGCGGAAAUGGCAAGGGAAGAACCGGCCGCUCCGGAACCGGCACCGCGUCGCCCUCUGGCGAACUUCCCCGACCCGCCCGCCGAUAAUGUGCCAAUCGAUCCGGCAGAACCGCCCGCUCCACCGGCCGACGGUGCAGACGAACCACCGGAGGCGGCCAUCAAUGAGCCGGAAGCGGCAGCCGAAGAGGCCAACUGGAACCCGAUGGAGUGGGACCGGGCUGCGGAAGAGCUGACCUGGGAGCGGCUGCUCGGGCUCGACGGUUCGAUGGUGUUUCUCGAGCACGUCUUUUGGGUCGUUUCCCUCAACACCGCGUUCAUCGUCAUCUUUGCGUUCUGUCCGUACUCGAUCGGGAACUUUCUCAUCUCCUUUCUCGGCAUCAUCACACCCGGCAAACCGUUGAUGCACUUCCACGGGCUGUUAACGACGCUCCUCGGGUACUGUGUCAUCGGGAUCACGCUCGUAAAGCUGCACGCCAUCGCCCGGUUUCUCCGGUGGCGCCGCCAACGGCGCAUCCUCGGUUUGUGCUACAUCGUCGUGAAGGUGUCACUGCUGUCCGUGGUGGAAAUCGGUGUGCUGCCGCUGGUGUGCGGCUGGUGGCUGGACAUCUGUUCGCUGCCAAUGUUCGACGCCACGCUCAAGGAUCGUAAAGCGAGCUUUAAGGCCGCCCCGGGCACGUCCCUGUUCAUUCACUGGAUGUUCGGCAUGGUAUACGUGUACUACUUUGCGUCCUUCAUCGUGUUGCUGCGGGAGGUUCUGCGGCCGGGAGUGCUAUGGUUUCUGCGCAACCUCAACGAUCCCGAUUUUAGCCCGAUACAGGAAAUGAUUCAUCUCUCCAUACCGCGCCACAUGCGCCGCCUGAUUUCGUCGGUCAUUAUCUUCGGCUCGGCCGUGCUGCUGAUGCUCUGGGCUCCUAUCCAGAUCCUCAAGUCCUUCUGGCCCACAUUCUUACCAUACACGCUGUCGGGCGAUUCGGAGGUGAACGAACUUAGCCUUCAACUGCUGCUGUUACAGUUUGUGCUGCCGGGCUUUUUCGAGCAAUCGCACACCCGAAUCUGGCUGAAAGGGCUGGUGCGCAUUUGGUGUAACGUGGUGGCCCGGGUUCUCGGCAUUAAAAGUUACCUGCUCGGCGCCGAAGUCCGCCCGAACGAGGACGAUGCGGCCCCGCCCAGACAGCAGCCAGAAGUCGGUGCCGGUCUUGCGGCCGCCCACCAGGCAAUCAUGCACCGGGACGUUCCGAUCGGCUUCCAGCCGUACGAGCGGCCACCGUUCUUCGCCGUCCGCCUGAUUGGCCUGCUGAUGCUGAUGUGCAUCUCACUGUCCGUCGGUUCGCUGGCCAUCCUCACGAUACCGGUUUGGAUCGGGCGGCACGGAAUGGCGCUCGGGUCGAUGGGCUCAAACAUUACGCCGCCUCCGAACGCGGUCGCCGCCGGUACGGAAACGCCGGCUCGACCGCACGAGCUCUACACCACCGCCAUCGGUACCUACCUGUGUUGGAUCAUUUCGCGCGGUAUCGCCGUCGCGGUCAAUCUGUUCCCGCAGGGCCGGGCGGCCGUCAUCGAGCGUGUCAAACACUGGAUGUCGGUGGCGACGUCGUACGCAAUGGCCGCGAUCGUGUUCGUGCACAUGCUCGGCGUUAUACCGCUCAUGUUUGGGCUGCUGCUCGAGCUGGUGGUGGUGAUUCCGCUGCGUGUCCCGCCCGACCAGACGCCGGUUCUGUUCCUGUGGCAGGAUUGGGCGCUCGGUGUACUGUACACCAAAAUAGCCUGCGCCCUGACGCUCAUGGGCCCCGACUGGGCGCUGAAGCGGGCGAUCGAGCAGGCCUACGCCGACGGACUGCGGGAUAUGAACUUGCGCUUUAUCAUCCGCGAGCUCGGCAUACCGGUGAUCACGUGCUUCGGGCUGGCACUGGCGAUACCGUACGUGAUCGCUCACUCGAUCCUGCCCGUGUUUUUCACCAACCAAAUGACGCGCACGUUGAUCGCACGGGAGAUCUACCCGUUCUUCCUGCUGAUCGCGUUCGUGAUCGGGAUCGUGGUGCUGCAGGUGCGCCAGUUCAAGAAGCUGUACGUGGCGAUCAAGAACGACAAGUACUUGGUAGGCCAGCGGUUAGUGAACUACGAUCAUCAACGCAAAAAGCGACGACCCUCUGGAGCCACGGAGGAAGGCUCCAGCAGUGGUCCCACAUCGACCACGAAUACCGAAACGGAAGAAAAUAGUGAAGCAGCAGCAGCAGCAGCGGAAGCUGUUGUCGACGAUGGGAACGAGCGAGAACCAAGAGCUGAUGCCGCCAGUGUGGACGGUCCGGUAAUGAUGGAAGAAGCUGUACAGUAGUAGCCAACAAUCAUUCGACAUGUUACUGAUAUAAUUUUAAAUUAAACUAGGUGAUGUUUGUUUUUAUUGGCACA